CCCCCCUCCCCCCCUUCCUCCUCUCCCCCGUAAUACAUCACAUCGCAUUCAACCGGUCCCUUUCACGCCUACUUCCUUCCUUCAGAUGCGUUUUAGGCCCAUCCUUUACUCGCUCGGUCAUGACAGAAAUGACCAGAAAUCUGGACUGCAUCCCCUACGAUGUUUUCUAUCAGGUUGCAUCCACCCUGGAUUGUCAUGACUUCGUGCAUCUCAGCCGGGUGAAUCGAACGUUGAAUGCCUUGAUGCGAAACGAGUCGCUGGCACGAAAGACCGUUGAGAACCACCUGACUCAUACCAAGGAAGGGCAAGAAGUGAGCAAAAACAAGUCCGGCUACCGCAAAGCGCUGGGGCGUCUGUAUGACAUCAAGGAAGCCGUAGCCACGGCUAAUCCGUAUUCUGCCUCAAUUAUAGGCUAUGGGAGCGCGUUCUUGUAUAGCGGCGGUGCGUUGUGCUACGUGUUCAACGAUGAGAUCCGCGCCCUGGAUGUCCAUGGCGCCAGUCAGGUCGAGUAUGUACUGAAUCUGCACGCAGUGCUGGCGCGCGUAAUUCCGGAUUGUGACCCGACGGAAGACGCCACGCAAAUGUCUCUCAUGAACUACAGCCACGGCGUGUUGGCAUUUUUAGUGGAGGUGGUGGAGAGGCGGGAAGCCUGGCUCCUGGCGGUGGAUAUGCGGCGAAAGACGGAGUGCGGGAAGGGGCGGUUACGCCUUCGCAAGCAGCUUGAGAAUAAACAGCGAUUAUUCGUUCGCCAUAACCAAUCCUACCUGUACUACGGGACCCACUCUGGCGCGGGCUUCCGUGGAUAUAAUCAAUGGGUCGUGAACUGCGUCGAGUUGGCGACGGGCAAACAGGUGAACGAGAAACCGGUGCAGCUGCACAAUUUCGCCGGCAACGAAAUCGGGCAGACGGUGUGCUUUGACGUGCACCAGGACCAUCUGUAUGCCGUGUCGUCCCAGACCGGUUUCGAAAUGGAAGAGGUCGACUGGACGUCGUUCUACGUCUGGGUCUGCGUGGCCCCCACCAACAAUACGAAGCGCGUGACACUGCAUCGGACCUGGCGCCGGCAGCAUCGGGAAGGCCCAAUUAAUGAUUCCUGGUCCGAUAUCUCUCUGCGACAUGAUGAGGCCACCAAACAGCUGAUCAUCCUGGAAUGUCGCCGUGAGUGGCAUAAAGGGGGCAGCGAGCAUUUCCGUACCUACUACGUGCAACCCCUUCCCUCGCCGGGCGAGAUUAUGCAAAGUAAGCCCCACGGCGAACCCUCCCGCCCUGUCUCUCUACCGGACGAACCGUUGACCAAAACCCUGGACCCGUCCAGCAAACCGAACUACGAACGCCCGCGGAAGCGCCUACGCCGACACUAUCACCCCGAAUACACGGUGGGGCACGACGACCCAGGACGCCGGCAGGAAUUCAUCUUGAAUCGAACUAAACUACGCACGUACAACCUGUCCGCGUCGACGUUUGUCGAUCUCGUCAAUGACCCCUGCCCAACCCUGGGGAGCCUCAUCCCGCAUGACCGGUUGCGGUUGCGCAUGGUGUCCCGCAAGCGCAAGUGCCCCAUUGAUGAGCUAGGCGAAGAAGGGCCGGCAAACCUGUUAUAUCGACCAGAGAUUCCAAAAGACCAAGAACAAGAGGAGGAUGGCCAACCCUCAGACGGCAGUGAAGAACGUUUCGCUUCCCGCGGAGUCCGUCUGUGGCCGCCCGACAACGCACCGCCCGAAUUGACCCAACUUCUCUGCCCAUCCAAGAGAACUGGCAAAGUCGAGGCUAUGGCGGACGAACGAACGAUCAUCUACACGGUGAAUCAGGAGGGCCUGAGCUCCGAUAUGCAGGCGAUCAUCCUCAUCAACUUCGAUCCGGCGCUGCGACUGCCCGGCCUGCAGCGCUUGGACAUGUCUGGCGCGCCAGAAACCCAACCGACCAACCUAGCGAAUGACACUGCGCGGCCGCAUAUUGAGGUCAAGGGACAAGGGCUGGCCUUCUCUCUGCCGACGGUCAGCCAGCGUAGGACUAACCAGAAGGAGACAUCUGUCCGGGAGGAACUGGCGAUGUAUAUGAAAAUCCAACGUGGAUACUGGCUACGAUAGC
Molecule: messenger RNA, 2088 nt
Organism: Aspergillus alliaceus
Lineage: Eukaryota; Fungi; Ascomycota; Eurotiomycetes; Eurotiales; Aspergillaceae
Gene: fbx15
Product: F-box domain protein
Exons: 2
Coding region: 120-2087 (655 amino acids)
Molecular function (GO): protein binding
Source: RefSeq, a predicted model, not a curated record